UUGUAGAUGAAGGCAGGCAAAUUUACGUAAGAGAUAAUCCAAUCUAUCUGCGCCCUUUCCGGCUUUAACUUCCCCGCACACACCUGGCUGCACUUCGCCCCUCGCUGUGUCUAUACUGGAAGGCCUGAGGGGGAGGCCAAGAUGACAACACUGAGGCUGGAUGAGGAUGACAUGGCAGAUAUUAAAAGGGAUGCCAUCGAACGCCUACGACACUACCUGUGUGACAAACUGAUCGCGGAAAGGCACUUUGAUUACUUGCGCUCAAAUAGGAUAUUAAACAAGGAUGACACAGAAGAAAUUAUGAGCCAGACGACCAGCAGUAAAAGAGCGGGCGAACUGCUGGACCGACUGGCGAAAAACCCAAAGGGCCUCGACAAGCUGAUUGAAUCGAUCAAACAGCUGAGGACGCAGGAUUUUCUCAUCGACAAGAUCACAGACGAGGUUCUCCGAUUAAAAAACAUGAAGCUGGAAUCCUACAAAGGAUGCUGCCUGAGCCCCUCUCCAGUCACCCCAAACGGAUUAAGUAGUGAUCUUUAUAGACAGCACUCUACAGAUGGCAAGCUACUGUCACCAGAAACAGAAUCCACGGUUCUUUUUCACCCUGAGGGUGAAUCUAGCCUUCCUCUUCAAUUUAACAUGACCCUGACAUUAACCGAUCAGUCAGUUCUGGAAAACAGAACAAGAAGCGUCAGGCUGAAUUCUCCCAAUUCACUUUGGCUCCCCAGGCCCGGAGAGAUGGGAGCGCCCCCUCUUCCAGAGACCAUUCCUCAGGAGAAUGAAGACGUGUGUUCCAGCACCCCGAUACUCAGCCAGUUUCUUCCUCUGAGGUCCACUUCACCCUCCAGCCACUGAAAAUAUCUAAGACUGGUGUUAUAUAUCGUCAUCU
Messenger RNA from Nanorana parkeri, 886 nucleotides. It is a transcript of the gene BCL10, whose product is annotated as B-cell CLL/lymphoma 10. Gene Ontology annotation, biological process: positive regulation of extrinsic apoptotic signaling pathway; apoptotic process; adaptive immune response. Lineage: Eukaryota; Metazoa; Chordata; Amphibia; Anura; Dicroglossidae. The coding region runs from base 142 to 852 and encodes 236 amino acids. The transcript is spliced from 3 exons. Gene Ontology annotation, cellular component: cytosol; CBM complex. The record is from RefSeq and is a predicted model, not a curated record. Gene Ontology annotation, molecular function: transcription coactivator activity; NF-kappaB binding; kinase activator activity.